AUGGGAAAAAGCAUCAUUGUAACCGGUGGCUCCGGCAAAGCUGGUCAACAUAUAAUCACAUACCUCCUCGAUCAAGGCCAUGACAUCCUCAAUCUGGAUCUAGUCCCUCUGCCCGCUCCUCUCAGCGAGCGAGUGCACACAAUGCGCGUCGAUUUAACCGACGCAGGCCAAGUGUACAGCGCAUUUGGAUCCCAUUUCCACCUUACAGAACCAUUCCGUGAACCACUAGGUCUGGUACCAGAUGCUGUGAUUCACCUUGCUUCAUAUGCGCGGAACAUGUUGGUUCCUGAUACCGAGACGUUUCGCUGUAACACUACGGGCCAGUACAAUGUGAUCGAAGCUGCUUCUCGGCUAGGAAUUAAGAAGAUUAUCCUGGCUAGCUCGGUUUCUGUUUAUGGAAUUGCAUACGCAGAAGGAGAUAUCGAGUAUCCUUCUUUCCCUGUUGAUGAGGAUGUUGAUGUUAAUCCAAUGGAUACGUAUGCACUUACGAAAUUGUGUGGUGAGCGUGUCGCACGUGGUUUCGCCCGAAGAUAUGGAUCUGAUAUCUAUGUCCUCCGUAUUGGGCGAAUCGUUGCACCGGAGGAGUACAAGGAGGAGAUGUUUGAUUCAUAUGUCAAGAAGCCUGAAGAAUGGGCUGUGCAUGGCUGGUCGUAUACCGAUACGCGAGAUCUGGGACAGAUUUGUGACCUAGCGGUUCAUAAGGCUGGACUUGGAUUUCAGGUAUUCAAUGCCGUGAAUGAUGAAAUCACGAAUUAUGAGUCUUCUACUACGGAGUUCCUGAAGAGGGUGUGCCCAAAUACGCCAUUCACGAGGGAUAUAGGACCGAGGGAAGCUCCUAUUCCAAACAAAAAGAUCAGGGAGUUGCUUGGGUUCCGUCAGAAUCAUCCUUGGCAGCGGUAUUAUGAAUGA
Penicillium malachiteum is the source of this 909-nucleotide messenger RNA. RefSeq names its product NAD-dependent epimerase/dehydratase family protein. The record is from RefSeq and is a predicted model, not a curated record. Lineage: Eukaryota; Fungi; Ascomycota; Eurotiomycetes; Eurotiales; Aspergillaceae. Bases 1 to 909 code for a protein of 302 amino acids. The transcript has a single exon.